CAGACGUUGACCACUAGGGGCGCUGUAGGGUUUUCACCGCUUCCUGCGCGAGAGCAGUGCAGCGACGUCGCACUCUGUCAUUGGCUGCUUAAAGCCGGGGUCAAACCCCACUGCGCAUGCGCAGAUGGUCUUACUUUCGGUAAGAAGCUGAAAUCUGUCAGGUCGGCGGAGCGUACAUUCCCUUUAAUAUCGCCGGAGUUUUCUUCCCCUAGUCCACGCUAGAGACGCGCUUCUGGCUCCGGGAGGCUCCCCAGUUGGACCCGAACUUUUCGACGUCGGCAGCCGAAGGAAAACAGCAGAGAAUGACGAGCAAUUUAAAGCGGAAAGAGGAAAGUCAUCAGCUGAAUGGGGGCGUAAAGCAGCCCACAUGGAGCAAAACCUUCAACAGUACCGCUGUGUGGGAGGAGAAGGAUGAGUUCUUAGACGUCAUUUACUGGCUCCGGCAAAUCAUCGCAGUGAUCCUCGGCGUGAUUUGGGGCGUCGCGCCGCUGAAGGGAUUUCUGGGAAUCGCCAUAUUCUGCGUCAUCAACGCCGGUGUGCUGUACGUUUACUUCAGCAGCUUCCAGCAGAUCGACGAGGAGGAGUACGGCGGCACGUGGGAACUCACCAAAGAAGGCUUCAUGACGUCGUUCGCUCUGUUUCUGGUGGUGUGGAUAAUCUUUUACACAGCGCUACACUUUGACUGAGAGGACGCCCGCCCUCCCCCACCCGGGGCGCUAAACAAACAUUUCAGUCGAGGAGAAAUCGCAGAGGACAGAGGCACGUCGACGCCCCUGCAUACAGUAUGGCUAUUCAGUGUGCAGUGCAUCAUGGGACAUCAAAGAUCGAUUUCUUUUUAAAUCCUGCAAGACCACCGCAUUGUUCGAGAUCCACUAUGACGGCUCCCCUUUAGAAGGCCCCCCUUUGUUUCAGUAACCCAUUAAUAUAAAUGUCUCCCUCACUACAUCAUCCUUUUCUUCAGAACACUAACGGAUGUUUGGGUCUGCGAUGGAACAGACGGGUAUUCAUCGACCUCUGUGCUGCCUGAGGAGCACCAUGCGAUCGUAGAGAUGAGUCUCAUCCUUGUGUAGUUUAUUCAGCUUCAAUCAGUCCCUGAGCAGGAAAGGUUGCUUUUCGCCUUUUUAAUUGGGGAACAAUUGAACGCAACAUUUUGGAUUCAUUAAAACUACCUUUAACGGAUUGUUUGUGGUUUCAAUGUUAAAUAAAUGAAAAAAAGUUACUUAAAUUUAAACCCUAUAUUCCUAAUUGUUUUUAAGACAAAUCUGAUACAUAAGUAAAAUUACUUCGAAGUGUCACGGCAGUGAAGCACAUUGAAGGUUAUCGUCAAGGUUACUGUAUGUCUUUAAAUGUUAAGCAUCAUGUGUUAAGAAAAAUCUGAGCUUCCAUGUUUUUUAGUGUUUUUUUAAUCAUUUUUGAUCACUGGAUAAAAAAACAAGUAUUUUCCAAUAAAAAAAAUUCUGGAAAUUGUUAUUUCUUUUAAAGGUCUGGUGUCCAGCAAAGGUUUAAAGGUCGGCUGAAAUGUCACUCGUGCUAAUUUUAACAUCGAAAAAAAAAAAACCCUGGCUGCAGCCAUCGCUGACAUCUGAUCCUGUUGCCAUGGUUACGUGGGAACUAGUAACCGUCUGCCGCUCGAGGCGGAGAGAAAAGGGCAAACGUUCAGACUCAAGCCGCUGUAACAUCGGGGUGUCAUUUACUAUUCACAGCAUUAGUUAGGAGGGUAGAAAUGUUAUUUUAUUCUAACGUGUAGCUUCCGGCUGAGUCUUACAACUUGUUCUGACAUUAAUUUAUACUUAAACUGUAAAUUCUGUACAAUGUCCAUUUUGUCAAAACCACCAUGUAUUUCACAGAUUUAUUUGUAAAUUAUGUUAUGCAUCGUAACAUUUGUCAGUAUUUUAGUGAAGAACUCUUAAUCACGUUUAAUAUGAGUUUUUGUCAUCGACUGUUCUGACAUAUGCACCUGAAAGGAUUGUAUUUUCUGAUCAAGUCUUUGGGGUUCAUUAAACAUGGACUUUAUUGGGCCUUCGUUUUCA
Messenger RNA from Pungitius pungitius (ninespine stickleback), 2030 nucleotides. RefSeq names its product RAB5 interacting factor (gene rab5if). Gene Ontology annotation, biological process: mitochondrial respirasome assembly. Bases 303 to 686 code for a protein of 127 amino acids. The record is from RefSeq and is a predicted model, not a curated record. NCBI's taxonomy places the organism in Eukaryota, Metazoa, Chordata, Actinopteri, Perciformes, Gasterosteidae. The transcript is spliced from 4 exons.